Molecule: messenger RNA, 1707 nt
Organism: Symbiodinium necroappetens
Lineage: Eukaryota; Dinophyceae; Suessiales; Symbiodiniaceae
Source: the annotation of a GenBank genome assembly
AUGACCGAGUGUCCAGUGGGUGGGAUAGACAGCCCUUGUUGCAUGAGAGCUACGGGACCUAGUCGUUGGCUCAUUGAAUCGCUUCGCUGCUGGCAUUCCCUCGGUGGACGGGGCACUGCUUAUGGAGCUGGGCCCCUCAGGAAGUGGUGCUGCGGUUCCGGUUCAGACAAUGACCAAUGCUUUGCAGGUGACUUCUCAGCCGAGCGGUGUUGUGUGAAGCCACCAGUGGUAGCUGUUGCGACUGCUUUGUUGUCGAGACGGGAGACUUGGAGGUCCAUCGGGGAGUCGUAUCAUGCCCAGUGCCAAGGAGAGCCGCAGCAUGUUUCUGGAGUUCGCUGUGUUCCUGACUGGCUUUCAAUGGAUUAUAGUGGGCUGUUCAGCCAUCUUUUAUAUUGCGGUCCCAAGGUGAAUUCUUUGGCAUUUCACCUUCUGAUGAUGGUCAGCAUGAACUAUGCUCUUUACAUGCACGACCCCGGGCCUGACUUGGCUGGGCACAGCAGCAUGCUGCUGUCGAAGUGUUUCCGUUUUUACGACCGGACUCUGCGUGCAAACAGGUUUCAUGCACUAAGAGCUGCAACUGUCGUGCUGCUCUCGCCCAUGAUCCAUGACUUUGAUGUCCUGGUAGAAGGCCUUGCUCUGCAACAGUUGACUUCGCUGGCGGCUAGCGACCCGAGAGCACAGACAUUGGGCCUCCCCACCUCGGACAAUGGAACAUGGUCAUGGCCGGUGUUGCGCUUGCGUCGUGCCUAUUGGAAGCUAUCUGCAAACCGCUAUCCUUUCGCUUACGGAUCCUGGGCUCAGCCCCAUCACUCCUUGGACCUUUCGCAUUGCUAUGUCGGGGACACCACCAGUGGUACCAGAGUUUACAACUCCUCGCUCCUAAGAACACUGCUAACGUCGCCGCAGCAGAGCGCCGACCUGGGCUCCGCUUGGAUGCUGGGCCUGGACCUCCGGAUGAAGCAGCUGAAGAACAUGCGAGGCAGGGCCCUCACGUGUCUGACCGGUGCUGGCGCCAUCUUUGAGGAAGAGUCCUACUUGCUGCACACGGUGCUUGAGGAAUCCCUUGCCAGGAGCUAUGACAUCGAGGCAGCACGGUUCCAUCCAGCUGGGAAGGUGCAGACAAAGUGCAUCACAGGUGGCACCCUGGCUGAAGCACUCUCAGCAAACGCUGCUGGCAUGGUGGUUCCGUACUGCAUCCGACUGGCGCUGAAGCACGGCAUGCAGAAGCUGAAGAGGGUUGUAGAAGUCUUCGCUGGCCCAGAUGCGGUGCUGAUGCCAAUCUUCGGAACCUCACUGAGCCUCAUGCGUCUGGGAAGCACGGAAGGCGAAGUGAUACCCUGGGACUACGAUGCUGACAUGGUCCUGGUUCUGAACAACAUGAACGUGGAGAAGUUGUGUGGGCACUUGGAAGCUGCCGGUUUCACUGUGGAGUAUGGUGAUGUUCGUACACAUUUCGGAACAUCAGAUCGUGAAGUUCAUCUCAAAACAGAGUAUCGUGAUCCGGACUUGAAUACCACCGCCGAUAUAGACCUUUGGCUGGAGACUGACGGCGCUGCAGGUGCGACAAGCGUGCUGCCCCUUUCAAGACUUCGCUUGCACACACUGCCCAUGGUUGUCAACAGCGACGUACUGUUUUGGAUGCGCUUUCGCGGCACCACUGCCCCACGUGAACACCUUCACCCCAACGAAAUGUAUGGCUACUUGCCG